Diaporthe batatas is the source of this 1629-nucleotide messenger RNA. RefSeq lists its product as uncharacterized. The coding region runs from base 1 to 1629 and encodes 542 amino acids. The record is from RefSeq and is a predicted model, not a curated record. The transcript has 2 exons. NCBI's taxonomy places the organism in Eukaryota, Fungi, Ascomycota, Sordariomycetes, Diaporthales, Diaporthaceae.
AUGUCGACGAUGCCGAGCGUUCACAGCGUCACAGCCGAAACUCCAGCCCUAGUUGGGCCUGAUCAGCGACAUCCCGAAGUGGUCGAUGUUGCGUCAGCGCAUCAGAAUGGAGCAUCUCAGUUGGCAACAGACAGAGUGACACUUGAGACGAGGGAUGCCAACGAGGAGCAGCAACCCGCGCCACUUGAGAGACUUCCAGUUGAGCUUAGGUUACACAUCCUCGAAAACAUGCCAGACCUGGAGACACUGAGUUCCCUCAUUCACGCCUCCCCCGUCUAUUUUGCCCAAUAUCGGUCCAACCGCAAGCAGCUUCUUUUCAGGUGCCUACAACAUGAUUUGGGCCGAGAGUUAUUGGUGGAGGCUUACGCCGCCUUCAAGUCACGCCCAUUCAAGAUCGGCCCGCGCGUAGUAAUACAGCGAGACAUCACCGACUUUGUCGAUUUGUAUGGGGCGUGGCGAUGCUCUGGAGACCUGGCCACUAUGUUGAAGUCUAUGUCACUUGCUGAUGUCCGUUGGCUCGCUUGGUUUCAUACAUUGACUGUGAAGCCUCUGGCGGCUCAAUUCAGCACUUGGGCUUUAACAAACCUCGAGUCUGCAGCAGCCAAGGCUACGGAAGAUCAACGCAUGCAGGCAGAGUCAGCGUCAUUAAAGGAAACACCAACAUGCAAUACGUGGCCGAGUGGGUUGAGCGUAACGGAGCAAAGGCGGAUUCUGCGAGCUUUCUACCGAUUCGAAAUAUUCUGUAAUCUCUUCAUGGGCGAUCGAGACGAACUCUUCGCCCACGUAGAGAUCGCACAUGUCUUCUUCCCCCAGUUCGGAUCUUGGGAGAUUGAGGAGAUCGACUGCGUCUACAUGUGGAUCAAGGAGAGGUACGGAGAAGUUGUUACCGAGAUCAAGUUGGAUUUUCACCCGAACAGCUCCAAAUUUGCGGACGAUCCCGACUCUGAAUCUGAACCCGAAGACUCCUUCACGCGUGUUCGAGAUUACGACGAAUACCUUAACGGCACCAUCGGCCACGGGGGCCUCAGGCUGGCACUGCACAUGUUCAAAAUCAAAGAUCACGAUAAGCUCGUACACUUGAUGGGCAAGUACCUGAAACAAAGCCAGGAGCAUUUCUUCGGAGACUGUAUGGAGGGUAUGAGCCAAGUCGAAAGGCGUGAAUCAUACGAUAAUGGCUUCAGCGACAGAGAUCGGGCCGAGGAGAGAGGUGAACCGAUGCCGUUCACAGGUGAUGACAACGUUUCCACCUUCUCCUCCCACAAUAUCUCAUUAGACAUUCUAACGAUGAGUGAGUCGACUCCCCACUCAGCUGACACGACCGAAAAUGCUAGUGAGGCGGCAGCAGUGGUUUCCAGCAUUAACGCGCCACCGCUCGCUUGGGUUCUCAUGUGGGAUGGGAAGUACUGCAACCUGUACGGAGAGUACAUUCCCGAUGAGUUAAGGCGAUGGGGUUAUGUCAUGUGGGACGAGCGACGGUGGAAUAGUAUAGACGGCGCGCUGGGACUCCUCAUCAGGCUAUGGGCCUCGUCGUCUCAACUCAAAAUGGCCAGGGUGGAAUGGCCAUGGUUGGAAGGUCGCCAACCAGCACUUGUUAAUAAUGACUGGGUUGACUUUUACUCCUGUAGCUAA